Molecule: messenger RNA, 377 nt
Organism: Anarrhichthys ocellatus (wolf-eel)
Lineage: Eukaryota; Metazoa; Chordata; Actinopteri; Perciformes; Anarhichadidae
Gene: asdurf
Product: ASNSD1 upstream open reading frame
Exons: 4
Coding region: 81-326 (81 amino acids)
Source: RefSeq, a predicted model, not a curated record
AGAGCUGUCAAAGCUGCAGAGCAUGUUUACACUGAAGUUAGCCAGCUUCAACUACAUUCAUACACAACAACUUAACCAACAUGUCUUCGAAAGUUCGCGACAACGAAGAUACUUUUGAAGGACCGUCGGCUCUUAAGGAGGAAUUGAACAAAAAGAUAAAGGAGCAGAAGGUUGUUCUGGACGAGCUCUCCAAUCUGAAGAAGAACAGGAAAGUCUACAUCCAGCAGAGGAAUAGUAACAUCUUCUUCCUAGCAGACAGAAGUCAGACACUGGGUUCAUGUAAAAAGGAACUCGAUAACAUGAAAAAGGACCUGCAGGAUAUGUAAGACUGACCUUCAUCACAACAAUGUGCGGCAUCUUCUGUCUGCUGAGUCUGU